AUGGUACCAAAGGUAAAGAAGGAAGCUCCUGCCCCUGCCAAAGCCGAAGCCAAAGCAAAGGCUCUGAAGGCCAAGAAGGCAGUGCUGAAAUGUGUUCAAAGCCACAAAAAAAAGAUCCACAUGUCACCCACCUUCUGGCAACCCAAGACACUGCGGCUCCAGAGUCAACCCAAGUAUCCCGGGAAGAGCGCCCCCAGGAGAAACACGCUUGACCACUAUGCUGUCAUCAAGUUCCCCCUGACCCCUGAGUUCACCAUGAAAAGAGAAGACAGCACACUUGUGUUUGUGGUGCAUGUCAAGGCCAACAAGCACCAGAUCAAACAGGCUGGGAAGAAGUUCUGUGACCUUGAUGUGACCAACGUCAACUUCCUGAUCAGGCCUGAUGGAGAGAAGGCACAUGUUUGA
This is a messenger RNA of Cynocephalus volans (Philippine flying lemur), 405 nucleotides long. RefSeq names its product large ribosomal subunit protein uL23-like. NCBI's taxonomy places the organism in Eukaryota, Metazoa, Chordata, Mammalia, Dermoptera, Cynocephalidae. Gene Ontology annotation, biological process: ribosomal large subunit assembly; translation. Gene Ontology annotation, cellular component: ribosome; cytosolic large ribosomal subunit. The record is from RefSeq and is a predicted model, not a curated record. The coding region runs from base 1 to 405 and encodes 134 amino acids. The transcript has a single exon. Gene Ontology annotation, molecular function: structural constituent of ribosome.